Messenger RNA from Lymnaea stagnalis (great pond snail), 12144 nucleotides. The record is from the annotation of a GenBank genome assembly. Lineage: Eukaryota; Metazoa; Mollusca; Gastropoda; Lymnaeidae.
AACAUUGCUACAAACUUCCGGUUAUAAAUAAUAUGUUUUGGUAUUCGUUUUUUUUAUUAUCUGGGUUAGUUUCUAUGUGAUCAGUUUAUGUAUUUUUCUAAUCAGUUUCAAUUAUGUCUAACCCCCGUGUGGAAGCAGGAAAGUCAGGCACAACUCUGGUUCAUUUUCUUUGUCAAAGAUGCAAUCUUCCACUGAAAAUAGAUUCGAGCUUUAGCGACAUCUCUCGAGAUUUGUUCAAAGAACUGACAGGUAACAAAAACAAUUUCAAUUACCAAAUAUUUGGCCAAAUAAAUUUACCCUAAUUAGGAAUAAGCCUACUAAUACUAAUAUAUUAUUAAAUUUUCAUUCCUUUUUAUUGCUUUAAAAUAAAUUUGUUUAUAAAAGGCCUACCCUAGGCUUAAGGCUGAAGGGUUAGGCUAAGUUAAAGCAGUAAAUAACUGGGGUACGGAAUGCAGGUCCCAAAUUGAUCAAAUUCAAAUCAAAUUAUAAAUAUCAAAGCACUACAAAAUCGCAUGGAAUGAGAAGUUAACUUUGUCAGUUUAAUAAUGUUUGCUAAUAAAUGUUCAUAAUCAUAUGUGAUAAGUGGCACUCAACAAGUCAACGAGUAGUUUAAUAAUGUUUACAAAGUGCUUGGUCAAAUAUGAUGAUUGUCUCUCAACAAAUUCAAAUACCUGACAAUGUCAGAAAAUGUGUGCAAGACACAAGUCGUCAUAUUUUUUUUGGUUGUGAAAGCAUGACUGGAAAGCACACAAAUAGCUUGGAAACUGGCAUGGUUUCAUUUGCUUUGACUUUGAUAAAUGUAUGGAAUUGUUGAACAUGUCACCAGUCGAUGUUGGUUGGAAAUCGUAGCACGGAGCAAUGCUUUAUAACUGAUCUUGUACUUCAAGGAAUUGUGUUACUGAUGAAUUGGCUGACUAUGCUAAUGUCAUCAAAUUAAAAACGGAGUUGUCAGAAUAAUGUCUUAGAACAGCGUUUCCCAAGCUUUUUUGUGCCAUGCCCCACCUAAGCCUUGUUGGGUUUGCAAGACAAAAUGAGGUAUCAAAUGAAAGAUAAUUGAAUGGACUAUAUGUUUUUAAAGUUACUUCUUAAGUUUUACUAAAAUAAACUACCACAAAUGACAUCCGAAUAGCUUGAGUCUAAUGAUACCUGGGUGCAAAUGGUGGUGCUGUGUGUCUGGGUCCAUUUUGACUCAGUGCUAUUCGGAUGUCAUUUGUGGUAGUUUACUUUAGUUAAACUGAAGAAUUAAGUUUCACGUCUUUGUACUCUUUUUCCAGAACAGCUUUAAGAAAUGCUGAUAUUGAUGGUUUGAUUAAAUACUCUCCAUUAGUAUAAUUUUCCCCAGAUUUAGCGAUGAGUAAAGAUAACUAGACCCAAGAGUACGGAUUGACAGUGGCAGCAUGAGGAGUAAACAGAGACUUUAAGGAUGUUCUUUGUCAAAAUUUCUCUUUAAUGUUUGAAAGUAAUUUAAAGCUGAAAUAAUAUAACAAUGUUUGGUCUUCAAAUGCGCCUCAAGAUGGAUGGUUUUCAAAUUCUAGACAGCUCAUUUUCAAAUCGCCCCACUUGACGAUGAAAUUGCCUCCCUGUGGGGCCCCACUUUUGGAAACACCGUCUUAGAGCAUGCCCAAGAUUUAUCUUUCAAGCCUAAAUUGCGUUAUCAAGGUGGAACUAUUGGUAGCCUGUUUCCAAGCUACUUGUGGUGCUUUCCAGUGGCGCUAUAGCCACAAGGAAAUAUCUUCGGACAGUACUUAAAUUUGUUGAGUGAAAGUUAUCACAUUUGACCAUGUUCUUGGUAAAACAUUAUUGAACUGCAAAAGUGACUGCUCAUUUGAUGCGUUUUACUAGUGUUUUGAAUUUAAGACCAGUGUUCGGAGAAUGCCAAUUUGUGUAUUAUUAGUAUUACUAUAAAUAAUAUGAAGGCCUGGUCGGGGUUAAAAAAAACUGUACUAACCCAAGCCAAAGUGGACCCAACUAAGGCCAACUAAUACAUUUUUGGCCAAAAAAUAUAUCUUUUUUACUUCAUAACUCUUUAGGCAUUUAAUUUUAUUUCAUAUUCAUAGCCAGUCAAGCCUGCUUUAUUUAAACUGUGUCUAAUGAAUAUGGAUUUUUUUUUAAAUUUAUAUAAUCUGGCUGUAGAAAAUUAAUUAAUUAGAUAUAUGUGCCCUUGCCUUGCCCUAAGCCUUUCUGCCCUUUAGUCAAUAAAAAAUGAUAUGUUAAUUGCUAGGGUGAUGGACUAUUAAUUAUGAAAUUAUCAUUUUCAAUAAUAGGAUGUAAUGUAAUAAGGGGCUAUCCAUAAAUUACACCCCCCACCUCCCCAUUCAUCACAAAAAGUUAGAUUCCCCCUUAAAUAUAACAUCACUAACCUCUGCACACACCCUCCCCCCUUAAAACUCCCUCUGUCCACUAUUGUCCAUUACAAACCCUUACAAAAAUCACCUCCCAUAGAUAUUGAAUUACUGCACCUGGGUCAGAACCAAUUCCCUAGAACAGUGAUUCUUAAACAUCCCCUGUGUAAGCAUCCCCUGUGGUGCAGAAGACCCAGAAAAUAAAUUUCAUAUGCUGCCAAUGCUAGUUGUUCCUGCCUUUAUAAAUAAAAUAAUUUUUCUAUGCAUUUUGACAAGCAGCAGUAAAUGUUUUUUUUUUCUGGUGAAUUUUAUUUCCACAUUACAUGUAUUGGUAUAUUUUUUCUUGUAUCUAGAACCAAAGGAUAUUAAAUAAAUUAUUUCAUUAUUUUCAUGUUUGAAAUUAUAUUAAUAUUUAAUUUGGGGGUGGGGGGAGAGGAAAUGUUUAAAAUUUGAGAAGGGAUGAAGCACUGUGUAAAGUUUAAGUAUACCUGGGAUAAAACAUUAACUAAAUCCCCCCCCCCCCUCCUCAGUCCAACAUGUUUCAUUCCAUCUCAUUCCUGUGGUAGCCCAAAGUCUAUGAUUCUCGUUUCCACAUUUUGAUACACAUUUUCACAAUUAUCACAGUCACUAAACCCAGAUUCUCCUCCUCCGUGGCGUCCUGUAACUCGAUCAGAUACCAUGCCCCGGACCACGAUUACCUAUACUGAUUUUCUCAGUGAUCGUGUUUAAAAAUAAAAUAAUUAUAAUUUUUGUAUAUAAAGAAUAAUGUAGUUAAAAUGUCUGUAAUUUAGUGUUAUGAAGUGUCUUUUUUUUUUCAAGAAUGAUCGCAUUUACUGUGAUGUCACAUCCCUUUAACCCCCCUCCCCCUCAUCACACAAUGUCACAAAAAUGUGACCCCCCCCCCCCAAGCUUGUGAUGUCAUUUAUGAUUUAUAAAUGAUAAAUGUCAUAUAUUUAUCUCAAUGCUAAUAAACAUUCUUUUGGGGCAGAAGCUUUUUGUCUUUUAUAACCCCAGCAUAUUUAUUUAUUUAUUUAUUUAGGCAUUUUUAUAUAGCGCUUACCAUAAAGCUCUAAGCGCUUUACAAUUAUUAAAAACAUGUAAAGUAAGUAAAAUAAAAAUGAGACACUAGGAUAGUAACUACUAUACUAUAGAAACAAUGAAAAUGGCUAUAAUACAGUGGCCUUCCUCCUCUUCCUUUUUUCUAGCUAUGGGUCAAUAUUAUAACUUACAACCCUUCUGUUGACUAGGGUUGCACCAAUUAAUGGGCAGGUAGCAGGUCAUGUAGAAUGGUCAAAUAAUCCUAAUUGGUUGAUCCAUUUGACAAUCAAUGCAAAAAUUCUGAUGUCCAUCACUCAAAUAAUAACUAUCCCUUUGAUUCUUUUUUUUCUCAGAACCUUUGGUUUGUGUGUCAGAUAUGGAUGACAGCAUCCAGUUUAUAAGACCAGAGGUAAGCUCCAAGAUAUUACAUCUCUAAAGAGGUCAUACUCUCAAUAAAUGGUCAGUUCACUCACUGAAACUGAAUGAUCCAUCUAUGCACUCAUUGAAUGGUCCAUCCAUUAUUUAAUAGCUCAUCCCCUCCCAGACAUAUUGUUCAUCCUCUUACUGAACAGACCUUCCCCUCAUUGAACAGUCCUUCCCUCAUUGAACAGUCCUUUCCCCUCACUAAACAGUUUAUCUCCUGUGAUUAGUACAUUAAGAGUCAUAUACCGGGUAUUUAAAAAUAUAUAGAUAUUUUAAUUGAUGACCUAUUCCAAAAACCCAAUGAAUUCUACACAUCUUUUAUAAUUGUCACCAGGAGCUUGUAAUGGAGGAAGAUGAAGAUUAUACAGAAACAUUUGUGUCAAGAGGGGGGUAAGCAUCACACUGUGUGUAUUUUGAAACGGCACAUAAACUGUUCUAGAGAAGAUGUAUUCAAAAUGAUAAAUUUAAAUCAAAAUUUCCCACCAUGAACACAAUUUUAUGGUUUAAUUAAAAAAUAAAAUUACUCCAAGUUACUCUUUAAAUUUACUGGUGACUUCGAGCCAAUUAACUCUUUAAGUUAGUAUAAUUUUUCUAUAGUUUUGAGGAAUCAAAUGACUUCACCCUGGUUGGGAAUUUGGGACCAGGAAGCAUGGAUACCCUUAGUAUAAGAUCCAGGGUGAGUUUAUGUUCAAUUUACGCCGAUAAUAGUCAUAUAAAACUGUUGUUUUUUUUUAAUAUGAUAACGAUAUGUGCCAGAUUUGUAUUUCUUAACUGCCUUAAUUAUAUAUUUUGAAGCAAAUUUAAUUAUACUAAAACAGGAUUUUUUUAGGACAUUUUUUCAUGUAAUUUUGUCUUGAUUUAUGAUACUGUUAAGCAUGCUAACUUCUUUCAUUUUUUAUUUGUUUGGUCAGGUAACAGGUCACUUGUUUGAUCUCAUGUCAGGCUGUUCAGAUAUUGAUCAUCCUUUGUGUGAGGUAUUUUAAUUAUAAAAGCAUUGUCUUCUAACUUUGAGGUUCUUAACUUUCUUAUCAAGUCUUCCAUACAUUCUGAUCAGUAAUCUGUGUGCGUUUUAAUUUUUUUAAAGCUUGCUUUAGUAGUAACUGAUGUCAUAAGGAAUAUUCCAUGUUUUCUCCUGUUUUAUUUUUUAGUUCAAGAAGCUCUGGAAUUUUUUUAUUAAGUUACAAUAUAAAAUUUAAAUAAUGAAAAGUUAUGUUUCUUUAAAUAUAUAUAUUUUAACUAAUUUUGUCUCAGGAAUGUACUGACCAUUUGCUUGACAGUCUUGACCAUCAGUUGAAAAUUGUGGAGGAUGAAAACAAAGAAUACAAGUGAGUUAAAACUUAUUAAGUUAUAUGUAUGAUUAGUUAAGGAAUUUCAUUUGACGAAAAUAACCUUUUCAAAUAUGUUGACAUUUCCUGUGACUGAAUAUUACUUUAUCAAAUAUGUUGAUAGCUGGGUAAAUCUUAGCCAGUCCUAUUUAAUCGUUUGCAUUUACACCUUAAACACGGAUUACUUCCUAAAAGCCAAUGUGGAUUCCAUUCAAAUGGGGCACUGCUGACAUCAUAUUAGCAGCAAGCCAACUCCAGGAAAAAUGUCAAGAGCAACACAGUGACCUGUUCAUCACCUUUGUUGAUCUGACUAAAGCAUUUGACUCAGUCAGUAGAGAUGGCCUGUGGAAGAUAAUGGAGAAGUUUGGCUGCCUAAGUAGAUUUAUUACAAUAGUACAUCAACUUCAUGAUAAUUAGCAGUCAUAAUACCGGUCCCUUUUACCAAACAGGUAUUUUCAAUAUUGAAGUUUUAUGAAUACCGGAAUCCCGAUAUUUUUUAGAUUUUCAAUAUUUAGAAAAUUUUUAGUACACAUUAGAGGUGAGAUUAAACUGUCUUUCAAAUUCAUCUUAAUACCGGUAUAUGUAAAGAUAGAUUUUUAAAUCUAUAAGUGCUUUCUUAAUAGGAUUUUUUAGUCUUACUUUUCUUCCUAACAUGGCCGCUAAAUUCAAAUUAAGCUCACGACCAAUUUCUUCUUUUACAUAUUUCUGAGAAUCGUAUUUUUGAUAGGCAACUUUCUGAAAAUUUUUGCAAUUUUUCGCACUUUCCGGAUUAAAUCUUUGAAAACAAAUUCAUUAUUUGUUGAAACACUCUAGAGGAAAGCGCUCAGUUGGUGGGCAGAAAAAGCACUUCAAGGACUGUAUAAAAGCUUCACUUAAAUCCAUGGACAUUGACCUUGAUAUGUGGGACACACUUGCCAUGGAUAGUGCAAGCUGGCAUGGCAGACUGUCAGAGCAAAAUCCUCAGAAUAUAUUGUACUGAUCAUGCCCAAAGAAUGCGCAUGACAAGAAAAAGCAAAAUCAACUCAAAUCCAACUAGGAUCCAAUACGUGUGGGAAAGCUUUCCAGGCACAGGUUAGGCCGGCCACUUGCACUCACCAUGUUUUAUAGUAUUUCCACUGACUGAAUACUUCCUGUUCAGAUAUGUGACAUUUCCACUGACUGAUUAUUCUCUGUUAAAAUCUAUUGACAGACUCACAUGUAAAUGCAUGAUAACAAAACUUUAUUUGUCAAUAUCAGUAAAGCAACUGUCAAAUACAUCACCAUUUAUUUUUUAAGCACUUACAUUUAAUUUCUAAUUUAGGGAUUUUUUGGACAAACUGGGUCCUUCAGUGGAUGUGGAUAUCGAGGCUGAGCUUGAAGAGGAACUAAAUCAGGUCAACAGAAUUUUUUUAAAGAAAUAAACAAAAGAUUUUUUUCCUAUAUUUUUUAAAUAUCACAACUUAUUUCUUUAGGCAUAUUUGGCAGUGUUGUUUUUAUUUGUGUGUAAUGCAUCGCUCUACUUAACCCCAAAAAAAUAAAAAAAAUAAUAUAAAACUAAGUUACAUAUUCUUAUCAGUUUUUUUUAAUGUUGAUUUCUGUGAACAAAUUAUGUCUUAUGAAUCUCAUUUUACCACCUCAUAUACAAAUUGCAUUGCAUGUUAUUCAAUUUACAAUCUAUUUUUAAAAAUUGAAUAUUCAUACAUAUGCAUCUUAUGUGUUGUAUUCCUCAGCUGUUGCAAGAAGAAAAGCGCCUGAUGCAGGAGCUAGAGCAAGCUGAAAUAGAAAGGGAAAGGGUCUCUGAGGCCAUGGCAAUUGAGAAGGGCAAAGCAAAAAAUCUAGAUGAAGAUGAGGAGAUGUAGGCUAUAUUUUGUAAUAGUUACUUUCCAUUCGAAUGAAUAUAUUUUAAGGUAGAUUUAUUCCUCUUGAACACCUGCUGAGAACCUAUCUUGAGAUAAAAAAAUUAAAACCUAUUACAGCAUGGUUUCCCAGCCUGGUGGGUGAGCACCUCCAGGGGGUUGGAAAAUGGCAUUUCAAGGAGUGCGAGGAACACUAAUUAUAAGAGCAGUUGACCUAAGUUAUAAUGUAAAUGUUUUAUAUACUAAUUUUCUUCUAUUACAAUAUAACUUUUUUUGUAAUAAAUUACAAGUUUCUUUUCAAAGAUAUACAGUUCUCUUUGUAAUAAAUCCAAUAAACAAAAUUUGAAGAUCUUUUUUCUUUCUUUUUUAUAUUUUUUUUUUCCAAUUUUAAAUUGCAUUGAUAUCUUUAAAGUGGAUGCAAGACUUAAAAUAGAGACCCUAGAAAAGUUUGGGAAACACUGUUUUGAAGCAAUAAAUUCAAAACUUUUCUUAAAUUUUUGUAACAUGAAAGUUACCUUAUUUCAUACCUUGUUUCUUACAGUUAUUGGCAUGAGUACAAUGAUCAGUGCAGGAUUGCCAUUGAAUUGGACGAUGAACAAAAAAGGUGAGUUUUUGUCCCUGAUUACAAUGUUACCUCUGUAUUCAACAUUCAUGUUGUGGGCUUCCCAUCUCACAUAAAAUUAAAUAGAUUUAUACAACCAACCAUUUAUAAGUAAUGGGAUACAGGAUUUAUUUUAUUUCAACAAGUUAUGAACUCCUUUUUAUUGUUUAACAAGUUAAAAAAACAAAACAAAAAUAAAAAUGAUGGCUGUCAAAUGCACAGUUACAUCUUUCUCAUUCAACCAGUGUUGACAAUCAGCUGAGGUAUGCCCAAGCACAGCUGGACAGACUCAAGAAGACCAAUGUAUUUAAUGCAACAUUCCAUAUAUGGUAAGAAAAUGAAUGACAUCAUUCUAUCCAAGAAAGGCAUGGGGGGAAGGAGGUGGGAUGAAGGUUAUCAUCUUCUCAAGAGCACCCUUAUUUUUGGUGGGUUUCGUGAUUUUGGCCGUAAGUAGAGGAUUUAAGAAUUUUAAAAAUAAUUUUGUAUCUUUAUUUUUUAUAUUUUUUUAAUGCAUUUAUUUAGAAUAGUUUUAACAAAUGUGAAAAAGCUAAAACUUUAUUAUUAAUAAUAUUUACAAAAAUUCAUCUUGUUUUAAGGCAUGAUGGAGAGUUUGGGACAAUCAAUGAUUUCCGAUUAGGAAGACUUCCAAAUACCACAGUAAGUUUUUUUUUAAUGAAAUUGUUGAAAUUUCCAAAAUCUUUUUUAUUUGUUGCUAUUGAAAAUUAACAUUUUACAAAUAGUUUGUAUUUUUCUUGCAUUUUAUUUUUAAAAUAAAGAACUCAAAUAACUUAGUUUAUUAAAAUACAUUAAAAAGGUUUUUUUUUACUCAAAUGUUUAUCUUUAAUUGUCUCUUUAAAUAUAAGAAAUGUAUAUCCUUAAACUUAAACAAGCAUUAAAAUUGACUAACAUGAAACAAAUUAAAAUAAUUUCUCUUAUGAAACAUUUAUGUUAAAUAAAGAAUUUUUAAAGUUUCAAAAGCAUAAAUAUGCCUCCAGCUGCUGGCGGAGUGUUGGUUGCUGAUGUAACAAUUUAUCUGUUGCUUCUUCAUGUAACAUUUGAUCUAUCUAUUGCUUCAUCGUGUAACAUUUGUUCUAUUUAUUGCUUUCUCAUGUAACAUUUGCUCCAUCUCUUUCCUGCAGAUUGAAUGGACUGAAAUUAACACAGCCUGGGGACAAGUGGUUCUUUUAUUAGUGUCUCUGGCCUCUAAAAUUGGGCUUAAAUUUAAAAAGUGAGUCUUUAAAAAUGUGAGAUCAAAACUAAAGAUAAUUUAUAUAAGUGAAUGGGUUUUACGCUGUAUUUAAAAAAUGGGUAUUAGUAUUACACUGAAUUUAAUGGGUAUUACAUGGAAUUUAACUUUGAGAUAAUGAGUAUUACACUGAAUUUAACUAGGUGAGGAUGAGAUUUUUUUGCAUUGUGUUGAUUUUGGCCAUCAUUUAAUAGUAGAGGAUCACUUAUCUUAUUAGGUGUUGAUGUAUGUGUACAAAAAAUUCUUUACAAUAGUAUGUUAAAAUCAUAAAAAUUGGACAAGUUUUAAAAUUUGUUAACAAAUUUCUUGCAUUUUUAUAUAACUUUAAUAAGCACUAGUAGUCACUAAUAAGCUAUCACUAAUGAUGGAGAUGAGUGGCAUCACCAGGAGUUUUCGGUGCAGACCCCAAGAGAUGUAACCAAAAUCACUGUCUUUAAAAUUGCUAACAUUACCAAGAGUAUUCUGUAAUUCAGAAGUGAUCAAGUCUGUGGGGUCGGGCACCAUGAGUAAUAGCAUUGGGGAGCACCACCCCUAGUGACCCCAAUUCUAGUGAUGCCACUGAUGGAGAACUCAAAACUUAGUUCUUGACUAAAAACCUAUGUAGUAGUAUGUAUCCAUUGCUACACCCAGGUACCACCCAGUACCCUUUGGGAACCACUCGUACAUUGAAGUUAUGGAUGAGAAGAAGGAGCUGCCGCUCUAUGGAUCAGGGGGCAUACGAUUUUUAUGGGACACCAAGUAAGGAUGACAAAUAGUAAUUAUUUUGACAGUGCUUUACAGUAAACUGUCAUCUUAUCUUAUUUGAACCUAUGUCGCUUAAAUAGCAUCUUCAUGCUUGCAAAGAUAGAAUAGAAGAAAUAUAAUAUCAAGUUACUGGGCACUGCUGGUGUCUUCUACUUCUUUACAAAUGGGUCCCUAACAUACUUACAUGUUAAUUAUAAGUAUAUUUGAUGAUUACUUAAAUUUUUUAUCUUAAUGUGCAUUUUGAUAAGUAAUGGUACUAUCUGAAAAGAAUAAUUUUUUAAUGAAAAUUAAAGUUUUGGAAAAAAAUAUUGAUUUUUUCAUAUUUUACAAACUUGAGGAAAAGUAUCCAGUUAUUUAAUUUAAGAAUGAAAUGGCAUUGAAUAAGUCGUAGUUAUGCUAAGCAUUUUGAACAAAUUAAAAAUUGAAAAAUAAAUUCAUUCCUAUUCUGCCUGAACUGAAGGUUUGGUCAGUUUCAUCUUAUUACAGACAUUGAGUGGUGAAAACUUGUUUCUUCCCACAGGUUUGAUUCUGCCAUGGUAGCCUUCCUGGAAUGUCUUCAACAGGUUGGUACCCGCCAUACACAUCCAAGGCUCAUAGUUCAUAGAUAUCCCACUUGAUUUUACAAUCUUAAUCGUAUCGUUGUUUUGCAUGUUAAAUUAAUUUUCUAUAUUUCAAUGUCAUCUAUACUAGUGUUGCUUUAAUUAUUAACAGUUUCGUGAUGAGGUAGAGAAGGAGGACUCUACAUUCAACCUACCUUAUAAGAUGAGCAAAGGAAAAAUAUAUGAAGGAGAGAAGGCUCAAUACUCUAUAAAGUAAGCUUCUGUAACAUAUUAUCAGUGGACGUAAAUAGAUUUAUAUCCAAGAAAGCUAUUCAUAAACUGAAGAUUUAUUUUCUUGAACUUUGAACAGAGAAAACAAUACAACUUCCUUGUGAUUUUUAUGCUACUGUUUGGUUAAAUAUUAAACAUGAUAAUUUUCGGUUUAAAAUUAGUGCAUUUUUCUACUAUUGACAAAUAUGUUUCCUAUUCUAGAAUGCAAUUUAACUCCGAGGAGCAAUGGACAAAAGCCUUAAAAUACAUGCUGACCAAUAUGAAAUGGGCUCUGGCUUGGUUGUCUGCCAGAAAAAGCCUUGGAGAUUGAUGGCUAUUCAGAAUAGGGUUGAUAUAUUUAGUUCAUAUUUGUGUAUUUUAUUUAUGACCUGGAAUCCUUUCAUGUAAAAUUGUAAUCAAGCUCUCAUCUUUACAAGCUGUAACUUUGUUAAUUUAAAAAACACCUUGUACUUGUUUGGUAUGGUAAAGGCAGCCAGUUGAAACACUAUUAAUGGUGAAAUCAUCCAGUAAGUUAGUAAGGGAUUUCAGGCAUUAUCAUUAAUUAAUUCACAUGAAUUAGUGAAACCUUUCAAAGUUGUAAACAUAUUUUUUAUUUUAUAUAUUUGGAUUAGUUGUGGAAUAUUUUUCAUCUCAGGCUAAUUCUGUUUAGUGAAAGUAUACAUAAUAAUAAUACAACUAGUUCUAUAAAAAAAUAUUUUUUAAGUGAUGCAUUCUCUAUGAUGUAUCAGUAUCCAUGCUAAAUGGUGAGGGGAGAGAAAUACAAUUUCUAAUAUUGUAGGAGGGAAGACACACUGAGUUAUAUGCAAGUGAAAAAUAAUUUUGGUGGCUGCUUCUUUAUUUCAAAUUUAGACUGUACAGUUGAGUGAGAGCUAAGUUUAAAAAACAAUGAAAGGCAGCACAUGGAGUCAUAAUGGACUUGUGCUCAAAUUCAAAUAUAGGACAUAAUUACCAUGCAGCUUAUUAUGCAUCAUUCAUUAUUAUGAUUAUUAUUUUAUUCUCUACACCUUUAUGUAGAGUUAAGCGAUAAAACCUCUGAUUAUACAUUUUCAAUCUCCUUAUUAAACCCUGCUUCUAAUUUGUGUCAUUUAGUUCUUUUUUUUAAAGUUAUUAACACAAUUUCCAAAUGUUAAUGUUACACAUAUAUAAAUUAUCAUAGGUUGAUAAAUAAUGGUUUGGUAAUUUUAGACUUUUCUGCAAUGCCACUCUUAUAUUAUUUGUGUAAGCUUAUAACCUCAUAAAUACCAGUAUAUGCAUCAGCUGCAAUUUGGACAGUUCUCAUGUGUUUUCAGUUAUAGUUAUAUUCUAAUUCUUAUGAUUGAUAAGCCAAAAUUUUUGUUUUCAGACACAUGCAAUAAUGAACCAAAUUAACAAAUGCAUUCUUAUUUCUGUACAUAUGAUUUAUGUGUAUGUAUACACACCUGAAUUUAUUUUUCCAUCACUUCUUAAGGAAUAGAUGAUGUAGUGUUUUUUAUCCAAUUAACAGAAGAGUUUUGUUAAAUAUGAACAAAAAUAUGGACAUUACUUACAAACUAUACUUGUAGAUGGAGAAAGAUUAAUAAAGAUGGGACAUUUUUCAAAGAGAUCAUAAUUAUCUUUCAACCAGGGGUGCCACUCACUGAAAGUUGUAAACCUUGAAAUCCCUUUCUAAAAAUUUCUUGAAACCUGUAACUUCAUUUACAAAUUUUUCAAACCCUGAAACAUAACAAAACUCAUAAAAUUCAUACACAGUAGAAAUAAUUUAAAAAAAAAAAAAAAAAAAA